GUACAAAAAUAUAUCUGAGAAAAAAGUACAAACGAUAAAAAGUUACAAAAAAAAAAAAAAAAAAAAAAAAAAAAAAAGAAAUAAAGUACAUACAAACACGAACACAAAAGCAUACACAUAUACACGACGAAACAAAAAGAACACAAAUAAAAAUCCGUCAGUGCCAAAUCGAAAAGACGUGGAGGGAAUAGACAAGCGCGAUUAAUAGUUGUUGUACAUUUAAAGGAAAAAGUAUACAGAGAACGAAAGAAAGAGAGAGAAAGAGGAGAAGAAAGCAAAACCAUAAACCAAAGAAUCUACCAUUUUUUCUACUAAUCACUCAGAGAAUAACGAUACUCUUAAAGCAAAAGAAAGUGACCAAGAGUGAGAAAGAGAGAUAGAGAGAGAAAGAGAGAGAGAGAGAGAGAGAGAGAGAGAGAGAGAGAGAGAGAGAGAGAGAGAGAGAGAGAGAGAGAGAGAGAGAGAGAGAGAGAGAGAGGAAGCGAGAUAAGCAUCUAGACUUCCGUGAUCCCAAACUAAUUAAGUGAAAAUCAUCCGCGUAAAGUCUUUUGUAAACUAUAUGAAUUUAUAUAAAUAAACGUUAAGUAAGAAGUGAAUCUUUAAAAAAGCACUCGGCUUCAAUCCGAGAUUUACAUUUAGCGACGUCAAAUGUCCUUUGGUAACAAAAUCAGAGUUCGCACGAACUGGUGCAUAUCCAAUUGGUGAAACGGAAGAGAAAAGGAGAGAGAGAAAAAGAGAAUACCUAUCUACCAGUUUCGAGCUCCAGAGCUAUCAGCUCCAGAGCAAAAGAGGAAAAUAGAAAAAGAACGAGGACUGUCGUUCGAAUCGAGUCGACCUCCUGCACGCAGGAGGAGCGUUAAAAACAGGAUGACGUGGCGAGGAAGAUGAGCGCCGAGGUGACGAAGGAGGUCGUCGCCACCGAGAGGGUAGCACCGAGCCCUCCGGCGGCGGUAGCGACCUCGCCAACCUCUGGUGACCCGGCUCGUCACCUGCCCCCGUUCAGCAGCUUCGCCGGGGACAGUACGAUGGACAGCUCUACGACUUUGACGACCCUUCAUUCCCAGGACGUUGGACUGGGCCUGACGUCGUCCUGGGACUAUUAUGAGGGCCUGACAGGUCGGUUGAUCGACUCCCGUGGCGAAGUGGUUCUCGCUAGCCAAUAUCGUCCUUGGGAGUCGAAGAACGCUGGUGGUGUCGUGUCUGCUGCAGCACCAACCGGUGAAGGAUUACCAAGUUUUGCAAGUCAAUUUACCGCACCGAGUGAAGCCGAGCCCCAAUUAACGGCAUUGACGCCGUUGUCGCCAGCAUCCAUCUCUCAUUCGCCACCCGUUACAUCAGCUGUAGGUUUGCCCAGUUUUCAUACUCUUGGGACACCUUUACCGGCGCCUCAUCCUCAUCGCGGUACCGUCGGUUAUCCUCUCGUACCGGCACCCGUUCAAGCGAGAGAGGUACCGGCUCUGCAACAACAGCUACUCGACGAGAGACAUAUUCAACUACUCGGUUCUAGUCCCGUCCAAGCGUUCCCACCACCUCCAGGUCAUCCUCAUCAUACUGUUUUGACCGUAGUCAAGCCCGAAUAUCCGCAACUUCAUCAUGCCAACUUCCAAAACCCAAUGUCGACUGUCCUCGAUUCCUCACCAACCUCGAGGGCGAUCGGCAUCGACGGACGUAAGAAAGAACGGAGAAAAAUACGGGCUGGUUCGAUGGAAUCCGAAGAUGGUGGUGGAGGUGGUGGUGGCGGUGGUGGUGGUGCUGGUAGCGUUGAAAAUUCUGGUCAAGUCGCGGCAGUAUCCUCUACCGCCAAUCGUGGUCCUCAUCAUAUGAGUGGCGGAAUGGGUGAUGCCGACGGUGACGGUGGCCUCGGUGAUAAGCCGGCUAAAAAGAAACGCAAAAGGUGCGGGGAAUGCAUCGGAUGCCAACGGAAGGACAACUGUGGAGAUUGCGCGCCGUGUAGGAACGAUAAGAGUCAUCAGAUUUGCAAAAUGAGGCGGUGCGAGAAACUCACGGAGAAAAAGCACCUAUAUCACCUACAGACAGGCGAGGGAGCGUUCAGGGAAAGAGGAAGAGGUCGAGGGAAAGGUACUACGAGGAGUUAUCGAAAAAUCGCUCGACAAGUCAGCACGCCAGACAGUGCACCCGCAGGUCUUGGUAGUCCUCAAGCAGGCAUCGGUGGUCUGCAGCAACACCAACAACAACAACAGCAACAGCAAGCGCAGCAGCCUCUGCAUCAGCCGGAUCCCAUGCAGCAGGCCAAGGACAACCUGAACCCCGCGGCGAGUCAGCAAACGGCGGCUCUCAGAAACGGAAAUCCUCCGCCACCCGUUGUCUCCAUGUCUCCCGGUGUAGUGCCAUUUUAUGGAGAUUCUAGUGCUGGCUUUCGACCGGCAGCUGGUUUCGGUAAUACAGUAUGGCAUCAGGGAGUUGGUCCUGUGGGUGCAGUCGCGGUUGAAACCACGCCAGCUGCAUGGCCACCUCAACAAUUUAUUCAACAAAUUCCUGCUCCUAAUCAGUUAGAAGAAUUAAGAUAUCACACUCAAUACAGCACCGCAACGCCUUAUCAUCCUCAACCAGUCGCGUAUCAACAGCAAACUUUUAUAACUACUGAUCAAUCGGCAUUUCAACGAGCCGGGACUACAGGACAAUAUACAAUUACGGGGCAACCUUCACCCUUAACACCAGUGGCACCACAAACGGCAGCUUCGACACCUCAAAGGCCAUUAAAUGGUCAAUUUAUGGAUCCUGCUUCAGCACCAACGCAACCCGUUGGUUACGAAAGACAGGAUUAUGUUAACGGUUACCAGCAGCAGGAUGUGACAAUGGCACCACCACCUUCGACUACUCCAACAAGCCGUAGUAGCUCCGUACACAUGGAUACCCAACAGGCACAACAACAACCACCACAGCAGCAACAACAGCAACCUCCUACGGACACGCAAGUAAAAGGGUUUGCCACAAUUGCUGCGAAUAAUGUGUCGGGAAACGAGAUGCCUGGGUAUCCACUUCAACCGGGCCCACAGAGUUUACACAACUCUAACGGAUAUCCAGGCUACGUGGAAAUGGGUCAACAACAGCUACAAAAUCAGUGGCAAUCACAAGUUGCUCAACAACAUCAGCAACAACACCAACAACAGCAACAUUUGCAACGGCAACAUACUAUGUCGGAUACUAGUCAACGACAUAUAUGGACUGACACUAGUACGAGUUCAAAAAUCAGUGGUGUAAAUAAUAGUAAUAUGACGUGGUCGGAUUCUACUCUUCAACAACACCAUCAACAGCAAAAGUCUUCAAAGCAGCAGCUUCAGCAACAGAGUAUGCAGAAUACUAUGAAGCAGCAAAAUGAGCAACAACAAGCUAUGCAGCUACAAGGACAACAAGAGUUGUCAAGACCGGGUAGUCAUAUGAGUUGGGAAAAUGGUACCGUAAAGGAACCUCAAACUCCUCAAUCGUGGACUGACAAUACUGAGAAUCAACAACAACAACAACAACAAUCUCAACAAACUCAGGGAAGUUGGUCGCAGCAAAGUCCUAAAUUAAGAGAUACUCAGAACUCAAGAUUGACGCCAUCUACCCAAAAACAACAUCAGGGGUGGCCACAACAUUCUCCAAAAUUACCAGAUCAUCAGCAAAAUCCGUCCCAACAAAGUUCAAGAGUAACGCCUUCUGGUCAACACUCGUGGCAACAGAGUAGUCCUGAAAUACAAACGCAACAAAAUACAGGUCAACAAAAUUCGGGAUUAAUUAUAUCCUCUCAGCAAAUACAACAGCAGCAAUGGUCGCAACAAACCAAACUUGAACAAAAUCCAAGACUGACUCCCUCCAAUCAAAUGACAUGGCCAGACACACCAACUAGUCAACCCAACUGGUCACCCAAUAGCAUGAAAAGUGAAUCCAGUCAGCAACCUCAACAACAAUGGCCAGAUUCUCAACCUAGUCCAAGAAGAACACCUGGUCAUCAAUCUACGACAUGGCAAAAUCAAUCAUCGCAAGAAACUAAAAUGGAUAAUCAUAUGACGUGGUCCCCAUCUUCAGUAAGUGAAAAUCAACCUACGUGGGGUCAGCAUACAUCGAAACAAGAUAUGCAAAAUUCUGGGGAAAGAAUCAUGUGGCAACAAAAUGCAGAUAAUAGUAAAAACAAUGGAUAUUCGGAUAAUCAAGACAACCAUGAAAACAAUGUGUAUGCUCAAUCAAAUCGAGUGAAUCUGAACAGUCGGCUCAAAUCAAUGAUUUUAAGCAAACAACAACAACAACAUCAACAGCAGCAACAUCAACAGCAGCAACAUCAACAGCAGCAACAACAUCAACAGCAGCAGCAACAUCAACAAAUGCAGCAGCAACAUCAAGUGAACCAUCAAGAACAGCAACAGCAUCUUCAUAUGCAUCAUCAAAUGCAAGGUCAGCAUAACAUUAAUAACAUUAUUGGAUCAAAUGGAGAAUAUGUCGGAGAUGAUCGGUUACGAGAGUCACAUGAAAAUUCAGAGAAAAUGCAAGAAAAGAGAACGGAUCAGUACCUCAAUCAAUCGACAAUCAUGUCAAUGGCGCAAUCUAAUGAAAAUCUGACCGGUAAUUUUUUAUUGCAUAGCCACCACCCUCGGGUCGAUAGUUUGCCCGAAGGUGGUGGCUUAUUAGAAUGGACAGGAGGUGGAACCAGUUUAACUAAUCAUAACGUACUAACAGAGACCGGUGUGACUGCUAUAGAAAAUUUUAUGAAAUUCGCGACAGAAGAUAAAAUUGUCCUUGAAAAGCCUUCUGAGGAACAACAACAUAUGCACGAACAAACUCAGCAACGAUUAUGGAAAGACCAUAAUAAACAUCAUGAUAAUUCUAUCAUAGAAGAAAAGACGUUUCAGCAACAGUGUGCUGAAAAAAAAACACAAAGACUCGAAGAUCUACGAGAAGAUACGAAUGCAACUAAAAGAGCAAGAGAGGACAACCUUGAUUUUAUGCAGACUGCGGAUACUUCUGUCAUCAGCAAAAUUGUAGUUGAGAAUGAACAAAGAUCCGUUGAAAUGAAAGCAGACCAGUCAUCCACGAAAGAGGAAGAUAGUUCGGAGGUAAAGUACGCUUCAGAUCAAACCAUCAAGCAGGAGAACAUAGGAGACUACAAUUGCGCCAUACCCGAAAGCAUUGAAUCCUGCAAUGUUUCUAGAGGAGAAGACCAUACUACGCUGCCUGUAAAAGCUGAACCUGGUCAAACAUCGCAUGAUGCUUCGGACUAUAAAUUUAGAGGCGACGGUGGUCCCGCCAAAGUAUCACCAGGUACUGGUUCAUGGUGCUGUCGGAGAGGUGGUACGGAGCAACCUACGCCGGAACACCUGCGCGAAGGUUGUUGUCAAGGUCUUCAGACGAGGGAUGAAAUAUUAGCAGAUUCUCAACAGAAAUCAGACUCUGAUAUAAAGAACGAAGGAUCUAAUAGUCCGAAAAGCGGCAACGCAUCAUCGACAACUAAAUUGCAAGAUCAUUUGGACAAACUGAAGAACAAUGUUAGGACCGAAGUACCGGACUGCAACUGCUUUCCUGCUGAUAAAUGUCCACCUGAACCCGGCUCGUACUACACUCAUCUCGGAGCGGCUGCAAGUCUGUCUGAUCUUCGGAACGAUCUUGAAAGAAGAACUGGGCUGAAGGGAAAUGCAAUAAGGUUCGAGAAGGUCGUUUAUACUGGGAAGGAAGGCAAGACUACUCAAGGGUGUCCAAUGGCUAAAUGGAUAAUACGACGAUCCGGCAUCGAUGAGAAGAUCCUUUCCAUAGUGAAACAUCGACAAGGUCAUAAAUGUGCGACGGCAUGGAUCGUUGUAGCCAUGGUUGCUUGGGAAGGAGUUCCAACUCAUGAGGCUGAUCGCAUUUAUUCCCUUUUGAGUCACAAAUUAAAUCGCUUUGGUCUUCCAACGACCAGAAGAUGUGGUACUAAUGAACCGAGAACCUGUGCUUGUCAAGGACUUGAUCCUGAUACCUGCGGAGCGAGUUUUUCUUUCGGAUGCUCUUGGUCUAUGUAUUACAAUGGUUGUAAAUAUGCAAGAAGCAAAACUGUACGAAAAUUUCGAUUAUCCGUUCGGUCAGAGGAACAAGAGGUUGAAGAGAGGAUGCACGUUUUGGCUACACUUUUAUCACCUUUAUAUUUGAGUCUUGCACCGGAAGCAUUUAAUAAUCAAACUCAAUUUGAACGAGAAGCAAGCGAAUGUCGAUUAGGAUUUAAACCUGGGAGACCCUUUUCUGGUGUAACGGCUUGUAUCGAUUUCUGUGCUCACUCUCAUCGAGAUCUCCACAAUAUGAAUAACGGAUGCACUGUGGUAGUAAGUCUGACAAAGCAUCGAACAUUAGCGAAACCUGAAGAUGAACAGUUACACGUACUUCCUCUUUACAUUAUGGACGAUACAGAUGAAUUUGGUUCAAAAGAAGGACAAGAAGAAAAAGUUCGCUCUGGGGCUUUAGAAGUUCUGAAUAAAUAUCCUUGUGAGGUCAGAGUCCGAUCGGUUCCUCUUCAACCUUGUCGUCGGCAUGGAAAGAAAAGAAAAGAUGAGGAACCUGAUACUGUUGCAAAUAAAAAAGACAUACAAAGGCACACUAACGCGUCCGAUAAAAUAAUAGAAGCAAGUCGUGCAGUGAAUCAUCAUGAUUUGUCCAGAACUCCAGCAAGAGAUACGCAAUUAUCUUUAGAAAUGGCUUCAAUGUUCGAAGGUAUGGAUGCGCAAUUACAAAGUUCUCAGGUAUCAUCAACGGUCCUCGAUAGUCCAGUGUCUAUGUAUCAAGGUUGGGGUUAUCAGGGUGAACAACAAUGGAGUCGAAAUGGUUGGCUCGAUCAAAGAAAAAAUAAUUGGUUAAAUCCCUGGGGAGAAUAUGCCUUUGGUGGUUUAGAAAGAGACACUAAAGUAGAUCCAGAUAGCACUAGCUUGGAUGAUAUCAGACCACGAAGUACAGUUUCGCAGGAAGAUCAUAGACCAGGUUCAAGGAAUUUACCAAACUCCACCAUGGAUUCUCCAAGAGGUACUUACACUCAUUCUCCAAGAGGCCAUCCUAUUUCUCCGAGAAGUUCUCAUCCAUGCACACCUGGUGAAGCAGCUUAUGCCAUGUCACCUAGAGGAUGCCCAUCAACGCCGCAGGAUCCAAGAAUGGCUUCUCCAAGAAGUUCGGGAUACCCUACUACACCUGACGGUAGUUACAAUCAUGCAACUUCUGCGAGAAGCUAUCAGCAUAUUUUUGAGACCAGACAAAACAAUGCGUCUCCAAGAGCAGGAUACUUUCAUUCACCGACCCAUUUAGAUGUUAUGCAAAAGAAUUUACAAUCACGAAUACAUCAAUCACAAGCAAAUGCGAAUAACAUUCGUCAUGUUGGUCAAAAUAACAUGGACAAUCAAUCUAGAAUGAGACAAGAUGCUAGUCAACAAAAAUACUCUGGUGCAUUGUCACAGACUUAUUUAGAAUCACAGAAUUCUACAAGAUUUAUGUUACCAAAAUCACAAACCGAGCCAUCCUUUUCAUCAAGAGUACAAAGUCACUAUCUUUCACAAUCCGUUCAACUAGGAAGAAACGCUACAUAUCAAAAUCAACAUACCGAUUCUAAUUUAGGGGAUGUUUUUCCUGGAUAUAGUGGUACUUCCUGCAUGGAUGGUAAUAGUCACAAAUCACUUGGUGCUACGAACCCAGAUUUCCUCCUUCAGGGUUCCUUAAAUCUUCCAUCUAUUCCUGAUCAACAAAGUGAUGUGCAAGGUCUUCUUAGUUCAAGCGAUCAAAAAAGGUACUUUGGUCGUUUGCAAAGACAAACGGAUUUAAAAACUUCAACAACCCCUCAGUUUCCAACCGUGUCUUCGGAACAAGGAAGUUAUGGAAGCAGUUGGAACAUGUUUAAUUUAUGGUCUUCCGAAACUUCAAAAUCGAUGGAACAUCAGACUCUUUUUAACGAGCAUCAAAAUGUGGCGGAGAAAAUAAAUAAUCAAGCGGAUCAUCAGAAAAAUUCAACUUGGCCCGAAAGAUUACCAAAUGUUGAUCAAGCGAAGCCAACUUGUUGGGAAACGCAAACCGAACCAUCCCCUUUCCGUAUACCCAAAGGAAGACCACCUUCGAGAACAACAUCGGGUCAACAUUUGUCUACCGAUGCUAAUGCUUAUCCAAACACAUUUGCAAGAACUUUUUUGAAACCGCAGGAACCAGCAAGAAAUAAUACUUUUGCGGAUAGUUUAAGCAAUGGGGUACAAGCAUGUGUACCCAAUCAGAACCAUCAAAAACGAACAGAUUGGCAUGAUGAGAAAUUAAGAGAAGGAUUUCAUGAUGGACGACAAGAGAUCGUUAAUUCGAAUACCACUUCUUUAGCUUGGGCGGAAGAAAUGAAGCAAGUUCAAGAUUUGCACGCCAUGUCAAGCUUGGGUCAUCCUCACGCAUUUCCACAAUACGGUUAUCCUACGUAUCCAGUUUUUGAAAAACCAUAUCCAAAUUCUUGGGAAGGUUACAAUUAUCAUCAACCUUAUCACCCACAAGCCGCACAAUAUCCUCCGCAAUUUUAUCAACAACCCAAAAGGGACGCCUGCUUCCAUUCUCCGCAAUAUCCGUAUCAAGGUAUACCACCGUAUCAGAGUUUAAAUACAGGCUGGCCAAGAUGGGAAACUUCUCGUUGGGACAUUUAUGGACCCCCACCAUACUUCCCGGUACUUCCUGAGCCACCACCGAAAGCGGAACCACUCGGUGAGGUAGCCGAUUAUUCCGACAACGAAGAGUGCUUCAAAGAUCCACAAAUGGGAGGAGUUGCUAUAGCUUUAAGUCAUGGUAGUGUUUUAUUCGAAUGUGCGAAACACGAGAUGCACUCAACGACGGCCUUGAAGAAACCCAAUCGUCUUAAUCCGACUAGAAUCAGUUUGGUGUUUUAUCAACAUCGUAAUCUUAAUAGACCAAGACACGGUUGGGACGAAUGGGAAGAGAAAAUGAGAUUGAGGAAGUUGGGUGUUGUAACGACAACGACUACCAGCUCGUCGGGUACGUCACCGUUAGUGUCCACAGCAGUUACUAGUCCAGCUAGUACGGUGAAUAAUGAGAAGCUACCACCACUUCCUCAUAUAUCUACCGUACCAAAUUCACAAUUCAUGAUGAGGUCGCCAACGUAUACAACCAUGACUUGGACAACACUUUUUCCUAUGCAUCCGUGUAUGAUAACAGGUCCGUAUCAAGAAGGAGGAGCCAUCGGAUGAGCCAUUAGCGGAAGGUACGAUUCCAAUCGACCAUGAUUGCGGAUCGUACUGGGGUUUGAGCGAAUAACUUAAAAAAAAAAAAAAUGAGCGUACAGGGAAGAAUAGGAGGGAUCAUUGUUCGUAUAGCCAUAUUGGUGAGGUGUGCCUGACCGGCACUAAAAAUAGGAACGAUCCAUAUAGAGUUGAGCCGAACGAAGGCGAUAGGGUGCGAGUGAGAGGGAGAGAGAAAGAGAGAGAGAGAGAGAGAGAGAGAGACAGAAUGAAAGAAUGAAAGAGGCAUUGCACGAAUCGGUAUCAACUCAUUUCCAAAACCCGUUUUAGACGUAUAUUCUUCUUUUUUUUUUUUUUUUUUUCUCUCUCUAUAAGAUGUUCUAACGGGAAGACUUUAAAACUAAUGAAAAGGAAUAGAAAUUGUCCAAAUAUGUAUUUUGGAGCGCAUUAUUUUAAUAUUGGAGUAGUUCGUUAUCGACGGAGCAACAAAACCAAUCGCACUGCCAUUUUUCUAUCAUACGUUUUGUGCGCGAUACAAAAACACGAAACGAAACCGGUUAAUGCGUCUGGAUAAUUAAAAGAAAGAAACAGAAAAUAAAUAAAGAAAAGAAAAAAUAGAUGCUGCGCGCCCAUAACGAACGACAAUUAGGGCGUUCAUCGCGUGAUCUCCCCACCUUUUUUGGGGCUUCCUUUUUUUAUACAAAACUUUUGUUAGACUCACGGUAAGAUGAUUACACGUUAAACAAAUGAAAUAAUUAAAAGAGCGCGCGCACGAGGCGGAUGAUGAAAGUUGAUGAAAAAGGCAAGUCAAAUACGUAGGUAAAGGGGAGAAAGAGAGAGAGAGAGAGAGAGAGAGAGAGAGAGAGAGAGAGAGAGAGAGAGAGAAAGAGAGAGAGAGGGAGAGAGAGAGAGGGAGGCAGGGAGAGAGAGAGAGAGAGAGAGAGAGGAAAAAAGGCAUGGGUAGAUUGAUUAAGGAUAAUGAAUCGGAGAAGUAUGAUAAAUAAUAGGAAAUAUCGAUAAAGAUAUAUUCGUCAUAAUUUUACAAAUGUGAAUGAUAAACAAAAGAAAAGAUAGGAAUGUGAAUUAUCGCGAAAGCGAGAUUGAACUCGAAACGCGUAAAAAAUAAUAGCUAUCAACUUGAUGUCUUACCGUGCACAUGGCUUUGAUACGAUAAACUUUAGGGAAAAACACGAAACAUAAGUAAAAAAAUAAAAAAAUAAAAAAAUAAAAAAAUAAAGAAAAAAGUAAAAAGUGUUAGUAUAUUUGAUUGUACGCUUAAAGUUAAAGAUAUCGCGUUUUACGCGCAGAUGAGGAAGGAUCACAGGUUUCGUAUUGGUAGCAUCGUAAUUUUUCUUAGCUAGUCUACGCCUAGGCAACCGAAUACGAAACGCUAAAGUAGACCAAUUGCACGCGCCUGCGUUCAUGGACAUUGCAAAUAUCAUGGACAAAGAAGAAAAUAAAAAAGGAAAUAGCAACAUUUUGGAACGUUCUAUUCGCGCUUCGUUAUUAUUAUCCGUCACAUUCUUUUACACAUUUACGAUGCCACAUGUUCCAAUUGAUUGAUCAUAUUUGUCCAAUGAAGCGUUUCUAACAUUGAAAAACAGUACAUACACAUAUACACAUAAACACAAACAAGAAAACGAACCAGUAGACGUAACCUCUUAGUUCCGACAAAUUUUUCGCGAAAGCCAUGAGAGAUUGCACAAUUGUACACUAUCAUCAUCAUUACUAUAUCACAAUUACCGAGUAUUUUUCCAGAAGUGUUCGUGUUAUACACAAUACCUAUAUGCACCCAUACACAAACACACAAAUACACACAUCACACAUACACACAAACAAAUACACGCACACAUGCAUAUACAAUUAAUACUUUUCAUUGGGAAGUGAAAGAGAGGGUUAAAGAAAACAUAGGUACAUGUACACACACGAAAGAAAUGAUCUCAAGUCUUAAUAACUAAUUAAACGAUAAAUAUUCUCCUUUUCUCUUUAUAGCCUUUGUAAAUCGCGCUUGUUAUUAUUCUAUACAUAUUCAUAUUUAUUUGUAUGCACGCGUUUGCACCUGUAGUUGUUCACUAAGUAAGUCGUGAGAUGUGGAAAAUAGUUGGAGAAGGCGCGGAUUAUUAAAAUACUAACCAUUCGUCCUUCGGGUCGGCUGAGUACAAAGCAUUUUUUCCUAACAAUCAUGCAAUACGAUUGCAUGCAGGGAUGACGUUAUUAAAUCUUUUAUUAUCUCCGUUUUGUUUCUCUUUUUUUUUUUUUUUUUUUUUUCUUUUUAUCUUUUUAUUUCGGAAAAGUACUACGUCUUCUCCGAAAAAAAGGUUUUGACGUUCUUUAUUUUAUUGGCUUGCUUUUUAACUUUUUUUUUUUUUUUUCUUGUUUUUAUUUUAUUUUAUUUUAUUUUUCUUUUUUUUUUUUUUUAACGUUCUCAAUUAUAAUUGGGAUUGAGUUUUUUUAUUUCUUUUUUUUUCUUUUUUUUUUUUUUUACAUACAUCCUACGUAUAUUGUAUGUUGAAUAUUGAUGUUUAUAAUAUUAUCUAUUUCCCUUUUCUAAGGUACACGAGGUAAAAGCAAAUGGCAUUGUUAUGUGCUAUCGCAAAAUAAGAUAAAGUAAUUUAUCGAAAGUUGACAUUAAAUAGCGCGAGAUUUUUUAUCUUUCUCUUUCCUUUUCUUCUUUUCCUUUUUUUUUUCUUUUUUUCUUUUUUAAUUCGAACGGAUUAACGUAUCGUUAUAACCUUUCCGAGGUUUUAGGCGACUCUAUAACGAUGACUAAUCUUUUCAUUUUUUUUUUUUUUUUCAUCAUCUACGAUAAAAUAAAAACGAUUUGAUUUUUUAUCGUUCGGCCUUUGUAAAUAUUAGGCGACUGUUAUUAGUAAUUUGAAAAUGUCCCGGUUCUUGAUGAAGCACAGUUUUAUAUAAUCUUUUGUCAGUUUCUUUUUAGCUAAUAAGAUUAAUUAAUAAAAUUUGGAAAAGAAGUGUGUGCGCACGUGAAUGCAUGAGAGAGAGAGAGAGAGAGAGAGAGAGAGAGAGAGAACGAGAAGUAUGAAUCUAAAUAAGGGAGAGAAUGAAAGAAAAAAUUUGGAAAUGAAUGGGACAGUCAAAUGGAAAAAAGAUGAAAAAAGAAACUAGAGAAAGAAAGGGAGGGAGAGAGGGAAGGAGGGAGAGAUAAAGGAGGAGGGGAGAGAGAAAGAGAGAGAGGGAGAGAGAGAGAGAGAGAAGAGAAAGGAUCGAUGUUUACACGGGGAUCGUGUAGCUAAAAUUCUACUUAUUUAUUUAUUAAUUAUCGUCGUCGCGACUUUUUCGCUCGAUCCUGCGUAAAAAAAAAUUUAGAUGGAUUUUUAGAUUAUUAAUCAUGCGCGCGAUCUUUACGAUAAUAAUAAUAAUUGAUAACUAAUUAAUUAAUUAGUAAAUAAUAUAAUAAUAAUAUUAAUAAUAAUAUUAAUAUUAAUAAUAAUAUUAAUAUUAAUAAUAAUAAUAAUAAUAAUAAUAAUAACAAUAAUAAUAAUAGUAGUAAUAAUAAUAAUAAUAAUAAUAAUAAUAAUAAUAAUAAUAAUAAUAAUAAUAAUUAUAAUAAUAAUAGUCUACGAUAUAUGGACGCGUAGCACCUUUUAAUCGGAAGACCUUUCAUAUAUAUAUACAUAUAAAAAUUUAUAUAUGUAUGUAUACAUAUAUAUGAAAUAAAAUAUAUAUUUCUUCGCAUUAAAAAAGGGCGAAGUUAAGAAUAAGACAAAAAAAAAAAUUACGUAGAAUAGUCGAAAUUAAAUGAAAAGGAAGAGCAAAACGGAGACUUAGGAGAAUCUACCCCACGCUCGCUGGAGUAUUAUAAGAAUCAUUAAUAUAUUAUCGUUCACAUUAUUAAUGCAUAUUAUAGUAAUUAUAGGCAACAAUAAUAAUAAUUAGUAACAUAAUAUAAUUUAAUCUAUUAUUUAUUAUAUAAGUUUUUGAGACAAAAAAGAAAAAAAAAAUCAUAAGCAUUAUUAUCGCAUUAUCGUUUACUUCACUUUAUUUUUCUCUUCUUUCUUUUUAUUUUCUUUUUAUCUUUUUUUUUUUUUUAUCUUUUUUUUUUAUCUUUUUUUUUUUUUUUUUUUUUUUUUUGUUAUCUUUCAACCGAACUCUACAUUACGGAUAUAUAAAAGAGCGAAAAAACACGUAUACAUAUAUAAUAUCAAUUAUUAUAGCCGAUAUCUCCACAGGAAGUGCAUCGCGUCUGAUUUCUGGACUUUCAUCCUUUUUAUCUUGUCACCUUGUAUUUUCAUGAAUAAGAGAAUAUUUUAUGGCGCACGAAAGAAUGGAAGCUAAAGAGAUUGUGUAAAUACUCGUGUAAUACAGUGAAUGCGCGCGAGUUUUUCACUCUUUACUCUAGUUGACUAUACUAUAUUUUGCUACAGUUUAUAACGUCAGAUGUUAUAUUAGAGAGAAAAUACAGUGGGAAAAAAAAAAAAAAAAAAAAAAAAAAAAAAAAAAAAAAAAGAAAGACCUUUAUCUCGAUUCCAAUGCAUAUCAUAAAAACGUUGCAUAAGACGCGAAGAAUGAAAAUUAGAAUGGGGGUGGUGCGUGAAUAAAACUAAAGAUAAAGAUAAAUAGACAGUGAGAGGACCGUAACAUUGAUUAUGAAAUCCGAUGAAAGCGUGCAAUGAGUGAUAGAUUAUUUACACACACGCACACGUACAUACACAAAACAAAAACAAAACAAAACUAAGCGCAUCGUAAUAAUCGAUGCUCGCUCGUAAGUCACGAUGCACGUUCCUCCUCGGUAUUCGGCGCCGAGUUUAAUCCUACGAAAUUGUCGUACAAAUAUUUCCUUUAAGUCUUCAAUUCGUUCUCAUUGAUCUCUUGUUUUCGAUUUUUUACAUAAGGACGGACGGACGGACAGUGAUCCGGAACGAGAGCACAAUAGACACUCGUUAAUUAAUAAUUAUUAAUUUAUCUUCUCUUUGUCUAAUAAUUUCUUCGGGUGAAUUCAGUCUUUCGAUAACUUCCAAAGCGCUCAGGCAAGAAGAAGUAUGAUGUAAAACGAAGAUAAAAAGAAAACAAAAAUAAACAAGAAUGGAAAAGGUGGUAGAACGAGGAACUUAUUAAAUAGCGAUAAAAUAAUUCAUCGUUCCUUUGAUCCUCGUAUCUACGUCCCUGAUUAACAAUUUUUUCGUACUACAAAGAGGCUUCGAAUUUGUAUUUUUUUUAAUCCUUUUUUUAUAAUCAACGUGUGUGUGUGUAUAUAUACAUAAUAUAUAUAUAUAUAUAUUUUUAAAAUGGCUAUUGUAACAUUAUUGGAAAAUUACGUAAAGAAAUGUUUUCUGUCUUAUAAAACUAACAAAAGGAUUGUCUUUAUCUCAUUUCGUAUUAUAUCUUUUUUUUUUAUAAUCGAAUCUUAUAUUUCGACGACUUCCAAAUGCGUAAAUGUAUAAACAAAAGAAAAUGAAAAAAGUUAACUUUAUCGUAAUAGCUGCUUCCACCUGUUACAGGUUACAUACACGAACAAAGUCAGUUACACAACACAAAAACGCGUUAAUUACAAAUGCGCGUACGCGUUCACAUAAAGAAACAUACAUAGAUAUACAUGUACACAAAAAGGGGGAACGUUUUCCUUUACGGGAUGCAAAGUUAAUACUUUAUAUAAAAUGGAAACUUGAAAUUUUAAUGCGACGAUGCCAAAAUAGUAUUAAAGGUAAUAAUUAGAGGUAAAAUAUUUGUAAUAGUAAACAUAAAGUAUAUAAGGAAGUCACUAAUGAUAUAAAUAAAAACGAUUAACAAACACAUACGUCGCAUACAUACGCAGACACAUGUACUAAUAAAUUUAAAAAAAGAAAAGAAAAAAAAAUAACGAUGACGUGGAAAUGCAUUAAAAGUAAAAAAAAAAAAAAAAAAAAAAAAAAAGAAAAAGAAAAAAAAAGCAGGAAAAUAUAAAUAUUUGUUUGAAAGGAACUUGUGAGAGCAGCGAAUAGGAAAGGAAAAGAAAAGUUGAAAAAUGUAUUUUUUCUUCCAAUGCCAAAAAGAUGCCAUUUUGUUUUUUACGAAAAAAUCUACGAAAAAGUCCUAAAAAAAGCGAAGUGAGGAAUGAAACUUUUGAGAUAGUUUGUAGGAAGCAUAUGUAAGUGUAAUAGUGGAAAAAAAUACUUAAUGUAUAUGUCUUGUGAAAUGAAAUAACGAAAAGAUAAAAAAAAAAAAAAGAAAAAAAAAAAAAGAAGAAGAAACACACUUGUCCGCCUUAUGAUGAAGAAGCAAAAUAAUACAAUAGAAGAACGAAUAAGAAUUAAAGAAAAAAAAAAAAAAGAAAAAAAAAAGAAAAAAAAAAAAGAAAACAAUAUUUGUAGUUUACAGUAAACAGAGUUUGAAAGAAUAAACAAUAGUAUAAUAAAAUAUGGACACGUCAGUGUUGCAUUGUCCAAUACCUGAGAUGCAAAAAUUGUGAGAGAUGUUUGGUCGAACGAA
This is a messenger RNA of Vespa velutina, 15587 nucleotides long. RefSeq names its product DNA N6-methyl adenine demethylase (gene Tet). Gene Ontology annotation, biological process: oxidative demethylation; positive regulation of transcription by RNA polymerase II. Gene Ontology annotation, molecular function: zinc ion binding; DNA 5-methylcytosine dioxygenase activity; DNA binding. The coding region runs from base 885 to 9170 and encodes 2761 amino acids. The transcript has 12 exons. NCBI's taxonomy places the organism in Eukaryota, Metazoa, Arthropoda, Insecta, Hymenoptera, Vespidae. The record is from RefSeq and is a predicted model, not a curated record. Gene Ontology annotation, cellular component: nucleus.